AGCCGCUGGCGCCCUCGCGCGCUGCGCUCGCCCCCUCCCGAGUCCCGGCCCGGCGUGCGCGCGCCUUCUUUCGCUGGUUCGCUCUCUCUUCAUUUCUCCCCCUCCCUCCCUCGCUCUCUCUCCUAGAGCUCCCGCGGCCGCCGCUCCCUCACGCUCCCCAAUCUCGGAUAGGCUCAGCCGAGCGAUGCAAGCGGUGGGAGACGGCGACGCCGCCUCCUGCUAGAGCCCUGCCCCCCCCCGGUCCGGCCCCCUACCCAGCCCUGCCCAGCGCGCGGGGGUCGUUGAAGGCGCCUUGGACGCACCGACGGCGGAGCCCCGGCGAUGCACUUGCAAUAGCAGCACCCCCUAACUCACGCCCUCCACACCCCGCGCCGCCGCCUCCGCCUCCGCCUCCUCCUCCGCCUCCUCGGGCAGCCGCGGCAGAAGGACCCACCCUGCCCCCACCCCACCCUCCGCCGGCUCCGGCUGCGGAUCCAGCCUAGACUCUUAUUUUAUUUAUUUUGGGUCGUGCACCAGCCUCAGUGCCUGCAACCCGCGCCUCCUCGGCCCUUGGGCGCCUCUUCCUUCAGCUUGGGAGACCCAGACCCGGGCCACCUUCGCCUCCGCACCCCCAGACCCCUACCGGCUGCCGCGAGUAUCCGCUGCUGGGAUUUUCAUAGCGGCUGUCUGUUUGGGGGUCCCUGGUUUUUUGGCAUUUUUGUUCUCAUCCAAGGAGAAAAUAUCGUGAUUUUUCCCCCUCUGAGCCCAGGCUCUGCUCUCUGGGGGGGUGGGGGGCGCGCCGAGCCGGGGAGCCGAGCCAGCCAAGUCCUGCGGGCUGUGGCAGGGAAGGGGCCACCACCAUGGGAUGUACUCUGAGCGCAGAGGAGAGAGCCGCCCUCGAGCGGAGCAAGGCGAUUGAGAAAAACCUCAAAGAGGAUGGCAUCAGCGCCGCCAAAGAUGUGAAAUUACUCCUGCUGGGGGCUGGAGAAUCAGGAAAAAGCACCAUUGUGAAGCAGAUGAAGAUCAUCCAUGAAGAUGGCUUCUCUGGAGAAGACGUGAAGCAGUACAAGCCUGUGGUCUACAGCAACACCAUUCAAUCUCUGGCAGCCAUUGUCCGGGCCAUGGAUACUUUGGGCAUCGAAUAUGGUGACAAGGAGAAAAAGGCCGAUGCCAAGAUGGUGUGUGACGUGGUGAGUCGCAUGGAAGAUACCGAACCCUUCUCUGCUGAGCUGCUUUCUGCCAUGAUGCGACUCUGGGGUGACUCAGGGAUCCAAGAGUGCUUCAACCGGUCUCGGGAAUAUCAGCUCAACGAUUCUGCCAAAUACUACCUGGACAGCCUGGAUCGGAUUGGGGCCGCAGACUACCAACCCACCGAGCAGGACAUCCUCCGAACCAGGGUCAAAACCACAGGCAUUGUAGAAACUCACUUCACAUUCAAGAACCUCCACUUCAGGCUGUUUGAUGUCGGGGGCCAGCGAUCUGAACGCAAGAAGUGGAUCCACUGCUUCGAGGACGUCACGGCCAUUAUCUUCUGUGUCGCACUCAGCGGCUAUGACCAGGUGCUCCACGAAGACGAAACCACGAACCGCAUGCACGAAUCCCUGAAGCUUUUCGACAGCAUCUGCAACAACAAGUGGUUCACAGACACGUCCAUUAUCCUGUUCCUUAAUAAGAAGGACAUAUUUGAAGAGAAGAUCAAGAAGUCCCCACUGACCAUCUGCUUUCCUGAAUAUACAGGCCCCAGCGCCUUCACAGAAGCCGUGGCUUACAUCCAGGCCCAGUACGAGAACAAGAACAAGUCAGCCCACAAGGAGAUCUACACCCACGUCACCUGUGCCACGGACACCAACAACAUCCAGUUUGUCUUUGACGCCGUGACGGACGUCAUCAUUGCCAAAAAUCUGCGGGGCUGUGGACUCUACUGAGCCCCGGCCCCCUGCCCAGAUGCCCUUGCCCUGCCCACCCCCUGCCCACUCUUCCCUGGAACCAGAGCUCUGCCACUUCUCAGACCACUCUUUGCACUAAAGAAGAAGACCCAAGAGGCUGGCAGCAGGGGGGAGGAGGGAACACCCCUUAUGCACCCCUACCUCCAUCCCUCCAACAGCUGGAUGCGCGGUAACUGGGCUGGGUCGGGUUGCUGAGAGCCGUGCCGUGCACUACGAGGCAGGAGACCUUCUCAUACCACCUGGGUGCUGCUCCCUAGCCACUGCUUUGUCUCUUAGUGUUCAGAGGCUGGGGUGUGGAGUGGGCAAAGCUGGCAUGUGAUCCAGAAUGGACGUGUCUGGCACUCCAUGGCUCUUACAGAGUCCUGAGGCCUCCUGCCAUCCGGGUGUACAGGUGGCAAGAUGGCCUUUCAACAGGGGGCAGGCAGGUUGGAGGGCAGCAGAGCCAUCCUUCAGCUUUGUCUGGCCUCUGUCUGGUUGAGUGCCGCUCUGUCACCAAAAGCCAGGGUGGGGCCAGGCCAACUCUGUGUGAGGUGAGGGCUCAGGUCUUGGCGAGGUCCUCCCAACUCCUCUGGUCAUCCUGCCCUGCCCAUGGCCGAGCCCUAGGCCUGACUUCCCCAGGCCUGGGAUGUUCUGAGAAUGACUGGCUGCAAAGGUGGGUGGCUGGAGUCCAGUGCUGCGCCAGACAGGGAGGAGGAGGGAGGCUCUGGGGUAGGAGGCAGAGGCAGUGGCACAGAGCUCCAGCUGGUCUCUUGGCACAGCUGCCCCAGGUAUCAGUGGACAUAUUUUUCCUUCUUCAGAGAAGCGCUUAUUCUACUGAGCCAUCUCCCCGGUUCCAAUUUUUCCUUCUUCAAAUCAGCAGUAAGACCAACUGAAACCAGUUGGGAUGGGCAGAGGCCUUUGAGCUGGAGGUCCUCAAGGCAGGAGGCCUAGGGGCAGUGUGGACCAUGUCCUGUGGCCCCACUGCACCCCAUCUUGGUCCAGGAGUCAGGAGGCCCUCAUUGUCCUGUCAGCUUCCAACAGCAGAGGAGAAGAGGUAGAGCAAACCAGUGCCCUGAAGUGUGAGCUCUGAGGGCUUGCACUUGGACAUACAACCUGGCCCCAGGAGGGAGGGUCCUAGGACCCUGUGGGUGAGUUCUGCUGCAGAAGUCCCUGCCUAGAGAGGUGGGUGGAUUCUGAUGACCCUGCCCCCCUCCCCAUGCUCCCAGGUGCCUCCCAGGGCCUGAUGCCAUAGCCAGUAGCCCAGGCAGAUGUGCCACGAAAGGGGAGAGGGCUGCCUCCCGAGAGGCCUCUGCCUUCCUCCUCAAGUCCCAUGUUCUGGUAUCCAUUCUAAACACAGCCCUGUCCCAAGCCAGGCAGGAUCCCUGGGCUCCCACAUGCCUUGACUCCCUGGGAACCAGGAAGAGCCCUAUCCCAACAGCUCUGGAUUUGUUGGCUCCAACAGGCACAGAGCUCUGGGUGGUGCAGGAGAUCCAGCGUCCUCCUCUUAUGCCAAAUGCCUGCUCUGUCUGGCAGCUGCCUCUGGUGGCCAGUCUAUAGGAACCAGCCCAUCAGCCCAACUUCUCAUCUAUUCGUUAACCUCCUUGAUUCUCUGAACCUUGUACCAGGUACUGGCACACGGCAGAAGACAAGUCCUUGGAGCCAGUUGUGUCCAUGUCCUGCCAUGAGAGGUUAAGGUCUGUUUAACUAUUUUGCCCAACACUGAGGUCGCUCUGGGUAAGGCCAGCUGGGCCCCUCGUUCCACCCUGAGCCCAGAAUCAGAAAUACCUGAAGAGAAAGAGGUUGGCAAACACCAUCUCUAAAACCAUUGCCUCUGAGGUGGAAGUCACAGACCUGUCCCCCCUGGGUUGUUUAUCUCCCCCAGGGCCAGAGCCCCAUGCUAGAGUCAGGACCCUGGGGGACUCCAUUCCUCCCCUUCUGUAGGACUGGAAGGCGGGUGCUCAGGGCCUUCCUGCCCUCUGUCCUCAGAUGGCCUUUUACUUUCAGAUGCUCUGUGAUGCUCAGUUCUCUUGUGCUGCUUCCCACUCGUUGUCCCAUCCCAGCCUGCAGAGGGAUGGGCCUUUGACUGUCUAUUGUAAGCCCUCAAGGAGAACAGGGAAGAAUUCCUGGGUACCACUAUUCCCAGCCAUGUCGUCACCAGUGCCUCUCCCAUGGGGUGAAGGGUGAGCAGCUGUGGGUAAUGUGAGUUUUGGCUCCGUCGUGGAUAUAUAUGGAUGUGGGGGGACAUGUUAUGAGUGACCAGGCAAGGAUGGAUUUCUUAUCCACAGUGGCCCUGGGUAUGUCCCCAAACAGGUCAUGCCAAACUCUGGCUCUAAUUUAGCAGGCCAAGUAGAAGCUGGUUUUCAGGAAGGUUACCUUUGCCAAGCUGAUGAAAAUGUGCCUAUCACUUAGAUGCCUAUGAGCCAGCUCUGUACCCUGCCCAAUGGCAGCCCCAAGAACCAUGUCUCUGCCUUCUGCCUCACCUCUAAGCAAGCUCCCUCCUGAGAGGAGCUGGGGUACUCAAGGCCACCGACUCUGGCCUGAAGAGCCUGCAUCCUUGCCAGUAGCUCUGGCCUUCUGGGUCCCAUGACCACUCAGUGCCCUGUCUGUUUCUGUACCCACUGGCCUGGAUGAGUCCACACAGACCGCUACUGUGUCCAGUGUCACAAAGCAACUCUGUGUCCCAGCCACUGUGCCCAGCACAGUGGCCUGUUGGUGGGACCGGAAGCAUUGCUCCUUGCAUGGACUGGGAGGCAGGUGAUAGCCUGAUACCUGCCCAGCUCUCUACCCAGGCUGUUGGCAAAGCCCCAGCAGUGAGGGCUCUGGCCUCGCCUCCCCACCAGCAGGAU
Messenger RNA from Octodon degus (degu), 4750 nucleotides. It is a transcript of the gene Gnao1, whose product is annotated as G protein subunit alpha o1. NCBI's taxonomy places the organism in Eukaryota, Metazoa, Chordata, Mammalia, Rodentia, Octodontidae. Gene Ontology annotation, biological process: adenylate cyclase-modulating G protein-coupled receptor signaling pathway; G protein-coupled dopamine receptor signaling pathway. The transcript is spliced from 8 exons. Bases 840 to 1904 code for a protein of 354 amino acids. Gene Ontology annotation, cellular component: heterotrimeric G-protein complex. Gene Ontology annotation, molecular function: GTP binding; G-protein beta/gamma-subunit complex binding; G protein-coupled serotonin receptor binding. The record is from RefSeq and is a predicted model, not a curated record.